AAGUAAGAUUCGAUGCAAAAAUCCUGGCAAAAAUGUCCAAACUUUGUUACAAUUGAUAUUCCCCAGCCGUAUACCUGUUGCCUGUAACAAAAUCUAGCCAAUAAGCGUCGCUGAUGUAAACCAAACAGAACAGGUAUGUAGACGCUAUGCGUGAAUUCAUUUGAAUAUUGCUGCAUGAAAUAUAUACAAACGUUCAGUAAUUUUCUGUGCGUAAUAUUUGGUCAAGGAAUUAUUUUGGUACUUUGCUUCGAUUGUGUGGCUUACCAUUUUCUGGUGAUUCUUAAUGGGAUUGUUACAUUUCAUGAUGGAGCCAUGCUAAUAAAAACGGAGUAAAUUAUACCCGUGUCCAUUAAAUAUCGUGUACUGACCAUUGUGGAUUUUCGUCCGAUGAUAAACGAAGACCAUUAUUAAUUAACAUCAUUGAAAUCAUUUAUUUUUUUUAUAUGGAUACGAAUUUUGGUUUUUAAUGUGAAAGAGUUUUGGCGCAAUGUGUAUUUUGGCGCCUGUUACAGGUGGCUUCGAGGAGUAAAAGACGCCGUGAAAGUUUGCCAAGAAUUAACACUUCAGAAACUUGGAAAAAGCUUUAAAAGGCUGGUUGUAGAAUUGUCAAUUUGCUGUGAAUGACUGGUAUAAUUUGCAAGGCAGGGUAAAUAAGCUGGACUAUUUGUUAACAUUUUGUUUACAAGCGCAUGAUAUAAGGAGAUGCGUUGUUUAUGAAGGUGCCAGUCAUAUAUAUAUUGGAUUUUACUCUGAAUUUCUUAUUCAGUGGAAAGGUUUCAAUUUUUCUUCGUGUCAUAAAAGCGAGGCAAUUUGACAGCUUUUGAAGUACAAGAAAUAAUUUGCGUUCAAAAUGUCUGGCAUUCUCUCUUCAGAUAGCCAACUAAUUCACGACGAACUCGAGAAAGCCAAAGAAACCGUUACCCGUUUACGCUGUAUAAACGGAUUCACCCCAGGUUUUUGUCGGAACAGCGCGGUUUGUCCAGGAUGCUGGCGACAUGAGCAAGACGUCACGGUCGGAAAAUAUUCGGAAGUUAACGGAACGUAUUCGGGUCCCCGUGACGACCCUUGGGAAUCGAUUAAUACGCCUUAUUCUCGUGUGGAUUCUGAUGGCUAUGGCAGUAGUAAUAGUUCAGCUAAACCUUCCUUGUACAUGCACUCGCGGGACGAAUCUUACAGCCGCGAGAUGUCCCGCGGGAAAUCGAGUAUGUCCCGCGCGAAAUCCACGAUGUCCCGCGGCGAUCUCGCGCGAGUACACGAACAGAUCAAUUCCUUGGAGAAAAAUAUUCGUGGUCCUGUGCUUUCCUACAUUCAAAACAUCGAGCAACAGAAUCUGGAUUUGGCUGAUGCUGUCGAGUCGAUUCAACAACAUUUACUGAAACACGAACGCGACUGUCCCGCGGGGAAGGUGACGAAUCUUCGUGAUAUGUCGGGAGGAGUUCGUAAACCGUCGGAAGGUUUUCGGAAAUUGUCGGAAGGUGGUCGGAAACUGUCGGAAGGUGGUCGAAAACUGCCGCAAACUGGUCGUAACCAGUUGUUAUUCGGUGAGUCCGAAGAGGACGAGUUAAUGCAGCGAGUAAACGCUAGUUACAAGUCGGAACAGGAGUCUUGGUUUCGUGCGGAUAAUCUCGCAAGAGAGUUGUCCAUUUGUCGGGAGAAGUUGGAAAAUUCCGAAGCGAGAGUGAAAGAAUUGUUCAGAAAUCUUUCGCAAAGGCAAGUGAGCGGAGCGCCGGCUAGCAGCGAGAUGUUGUUAGAAAGUCAGCUACAACGACAACAACAACUCGCUGAAGAUUAUCACAAGGAAUCCACGUCGAAAGAAAGAGAGCUGAGUUUCCUAACCAUUGAGAAAUACAACCUACAAAGCGAAGUCAGUUCGCUUUUGUCAGAUCUCGAGUCGUGCAACAGAAAACGCGAUGAGAUGGUCUUGGAACAGAAGAAAUUGCAAGCCACCUUGGGAGCGAAACGACAACGAAUUAGCGACCUUCAAAACGAGAUGUCGGCGACGAAAUCAGAAAACCGACAAUUGAAAACAAGAUUCCGUGAUGAGCUUGGGAAAGAGCGCUCCGUCAGCGAACAGAAGACGCAAAAGCUGUACGCCAAUGAUCGUGAAAUUAAAGAAUUGGGAAAGAAGGUUAAGAAGUUCGAGCAGAACUAUGCUUCACAUAAGGACGUUACAUAUCGUUUGGAAAAAGACAAAUUAGAACUGUUGUCCAAGGCGAAACAGUUGAAUAAUGAACUCAAAAUAAAAGAAUCCGAUUGUAAAAGCCUACGGCAAGAAAAUGAAAAGUUGACUACAGAGAUUAACAACGUCCAACAGGAGGCAAUUCUGAGUAAAAAAGACACUGAGAAUGCAAACGUUUACGUUAAGAACCUUAAAAGUGAACUCAAAGAAGUCCAAAGUUCGUUGAAGGUCUUGGAGCAGUCUUUGACAGAGAGUAGAGUUCACGAAUCCAAAACCACCACAGAGAUUGAAACGUUUAUUAAGGAGCAGCUCGAACUUAAGUCUCAAAUUGAAAAGUACGAAAGCGAGAAGAUCGUUCUGACGCAAGAAUUGACCGUAUUGCAAACACGUGAAGUCGAAUACGCCAACGAAAUUACACUGAUGAAAGAGAAUUAUGGAACGUCGGAAAAGGGUUUUAAGGAUUUAACCGAGAAUUGCUCUGCUCUUAAAACCGAACUCGAACUAUCACGCGAGAAGUAUCUUCAGCUAAAAAAAGAGAACGAUGAAUUGCUAUUGGCGAAAGCUGAUUUGGAAAAGUCAGGGGGUUCUAUCAGAGACGAAUUAACUGAAGUUACUGCAAAUUAUAAUGAUCUAUUGGAAAAGAACGGUCGAGUUUCUUCAGACUUGAAAGCUUAUAAAAGAAUAGUCGGCGAACGCGAUGAACAGCUUAAGAAAUUGGAACUCGAAUUGACCAAUUUACAUAAAAAGCAAGACAAAGAUCUUAAGGAUUUGUUACGUAAAGAUAAAGAAAUUGCAUUCCUCAAGGCUAGGGUUUCCUCUUUCGAUCGUAAUACGCGAGGAGGCCUGGGGGCGGCUCGGUCUCUCAGCCAAUCAAGCUUGAGUACUCUACAACACGAGUCCGCGCAGCCCAGCAAGGAGACUGAGAUCUACUUGGAAAGAAUCGUGGAACUCGAAAGCGAAUGUAAAGCGCAGAAGGGUCAAAUUGAGAAAUUCCAAAAAGAGGAAUUGUAUUCCAAGAAAGAAGUGCAACGAUCCGAUUCUCUGAAACUUGAACUGGCGCAGCAAGACGAUGAAAUACAGAAAUUGAAACGUGAGAUAUCACGUUCGAAGCAGGUAAGAAUGAUAAUCGAUUAUUCCAGCUGUAGACGAAAUUUUUAUCUAGACAAGAAAAAUGAAAUCCAUUACCAUCGCGCUAGAAAGAGCAUCUGAAAAUGAGUAAAAUUGCAAAGUUUGGUUGCGAAUUGUUGUAAAAUGAGGAAAAUAUAGUCCUGUGAAGUUCGCAAAUUUUGUAUAUAUUUACAUCACGCGCGGUAAAAAUAACCAUUUUUGAGCCGAAUGUGGUUAUUUUUACCGCGCGUAAUACAAAUAUAUACAAAAUUUGCAAACUUCACAGGGCUAUAUUUUCUUCAUUUUACAACAUUUAGCAACCAAUCUCUGCAGUUUUACUCAUUCUAAGACGCUCUUUCUAGCUGUGAUGUUGGAUUUCGUUCUUCUUGCCUUGAUCAAAAUUUAGUCUAACUGGAAUCACCCAUUCUUCCAUUUUGGUGGGCAGUCCACACUAUGACUAGUUUGUGCACAUGUAGAGCAUUUAAUUAAACAAAAUAAUCUCAUUAUUUUCCCCCUCAAUCUGCUUUUGCGCCAAAGUCUCGUGAGAUUGCUUGAAAGCACCUAUUGGUUUGUGUAUGAACUGACACGGCACAUACUCAGGAACUGAAUUCAGUCCGUAUUUAUUUUAGAUCAUCGAGGACUUGGAAGUUAAGGAGGAGCAAUUGGGUACAGUUGAGGUGGAGAGGGAGAAAUUGAGGCAAGAAGUGAGCAAGCUUCAAGCGAAGGUUGAAGAGACCGCGCAGUUGAAACAAGACUGGGAACAAAAAGAUCAAGAGAUCAAAGCCCUGAGAAGAAUGUCAUCUGAUGAAGCUGAUAUGGAGGGCAAGGUGUCCAGAUUCAAGGAUAGGUAAAGAGGUUUUUUGUUGAUAAAAUAUUUUCGUUGUUGUGUACUGUAAGUACUUAGUAGAAAUACCUUGAGUCCCAAAAGGAUUAAACACACACAGUCUUUAUGAUACAAGCUCAUACUAAGUUAUAGUAGUUCGUUAAGUGUACGACUGUUGCUAACGAGUACAGGGUGUUACAAAGGUGUCAGGGUGAUUUUUAGUCGCACCUAGCUGACUGGUAUUCCAUUGAUUACUGUCGCGUACUUUGAUAUGACACAGACUUAAGACUCAAGGUGUACUUAGUCGUUUAGCUAAAAUACUGUUUUCUGAAAGGUAUUAUUCAUUCAAUGACUUGAAACAAAAUGAGUUAGAAUAUCAAUUCGACAAUUCCUUGUUUUAUCACUCCAAUCAUGAAUUUAAGUAUUCAUGAAUUUCACAACAUCUGCAUUACAAAAUGUUUAGUCACUUUAACCACUACCCUUUUUGCUUGGAAAUGAUUUCGAUGGAAUAUUCCCCAUAACAUUUUAAUACUGAUUAUUAUCAUCUGACACACCAGAUGUCGUGAAAAAGAUGAAGAGAUUGAAGAACUGCAUAAAAAAGUGAUCGCACUUCAGGUGAAAAUUAAAGAUUUUGUUCAACAAAAUUCUGAAGCUGAAGAACAAGUGAGAAACAUCAAGGAAAAAUAUGCGACAGAGUUGAACGAGAAGGAGAAGAUCACUCAUGCCUUGUCUGCCUCGGAAACAAAAUGUCGUUCCCUGGAGGAGGAUGUACAGAGGCUGGAAAGCAGUAGCGCGGACUGGGAGAAAAAGGUUUUGGAAAUGAAGAACAAGGUGGAGAGUUUGGAAAAUGAGAAAGAGGAAGAAAGUGAUAAAUUGACGGAGUUGACAGCAGAAAUCAAGAAGAAUGAAGAGGAAAUAGGGACACUGCGAAAACAGGUAACACAAAAUGAAAACAGUUAAAAAUUUUAGGGCAUGGCUAAGAGAUUUCUUGAAAUGUUUUUGUUAUUGCAAGAGACCACUGGCCUGUUUUCAUCUUAUGUGACCAAACCAAAGAUGUUGAAUGGCGUCGAAUAAAAGUUUUAUCUUUUGCAAACCAGCCUUAGUUUUUCUUGCUGAAAACAUUUCGUAUUCUUGAAGUGCAAUUGUCCAUCAUUGUUAAAAUUUUUUCAUUUCUGAUUGCAAUAAUACGAAAAAAGACCUUCCAAAUUAAAUCACUUUGUUUAGGCAUUCUUUCCAGUUAAACUUGGAUUGCUCUUCUUCCCCCUUGUAUUGCUUUAUACAUUUUCGGAUUUCCACCCUAGGUUCUAGACCUUGAAGAACAAAAUAGCAUGACAGCGAAACAAAACGAAGAACUGUUGGCCGCUAAUGACAUACCUGAUGGGGCAAGCACCCCCCUGGACAACUCCUUGGAUGGCAGCAGAGCCACUUUAAGUCGCACAGGUCGCGCAAGCGCUAUGGAGCGACUAGACACCCUUGAAGAGGAAAACAUCCAACUUCUGAACAGACAGGCCGAGCUGGAGGACGAACUUGACGCGUCCGAGGAACACGCAGGGGAGCUGAAGAGCGCGCUCAAGGCAAAACGCGAGAACGUAAACGAACUACACGCGGAAUUAGAUCUGCUCAAGGAACGAAUGAAGAGUUUAGAAAAAAGCAAAGCAGAACUGGCAGACGAGAACGAGCAACUACAGCAGACGGGUCUCUUGUCCAAACAGAAGAUUGGAGAUCUUAAGGUGACCAGUGAACGGUAUAUCGAAGAAUCGGAUGAAUUGGAGAAAGCGCUGACGACAGCAGAACAGAGAGUGGAGGAGCUGGAGAAACGACUUGAUGAGGUAAGGGCUGAUACUUCGUGUUAUGUUUCAUUUUAGAAUCUGUGAACCAGUGAGCUCCGUAUAUCUGUAGCGAGAACUCGAACUUUGUGCCGAAAUUUCGUAUUUUGACUUCCAUUUAAAGAAUAAUACUAUGGUUUUAUAAACUGCACUUAGUUGGGAAUAUCGUAUUAAAACGGUUUACGAUCUUUAUAUCUAUUGGACGUCAAUUUCUUCCAUUAUUUUUAUUAUUAUAUAAAACCAUAUUUUCCACGGCGUCCAAUUCACAUAUCGUGCUCUUCCCUGGAGUCAUGAAAAAUUAACAUUAAAUAUAUACAACAUGAGACUAUUACUAGAUUGUAGACUAUUACAAAUAUAUAUGAGAUAUAAGAUAAAAACUUUUAGACAAAUAUGUAUAAGUGUUUUAAAUUGGUUAACUGAUUUAACAUUAGUUGCAUGCUCAGGUAAGUUAUUCCACAGCAGGAUAGCAUCUCUGUAUGGGAAAGUUUUUGCUCCAGUUGCGUUGUUUUUGAAGUACCGGAAUAAAAUUUGGGUUCUUUACAAUUGUGUUAAGGUAUCCGGUAAAUGUGCGAGCAGCGAAGGUCAACUACAAAGUAUGGGUGAAAGAUUGGCAAGAAAGGAAAAAGAACUGGAAGUUGUCGAAAAUCAAGUGGAAGAACAACGCAAGCUUUGCGAUGGCUACAAAGCCUCAGCCGAGAAGCAAGAAACUUUAAUCGAGAAACUUCGAGCAGAGAAAACGAGCGCUGAAGAAACUCUGCUGGCUAUGAAAUUGGAAAUUGCGAAGAAGGAAGUUGCUUAUAAAGCUGGGAAAGAGAAAGUCGCUGAAAUGCAGACACGACUUUACCAAACAGAAGAUAAGUUUUCAAGCAAGACUAACGAAUUGAAGAAGGUACGUAUUCUUAUUUUACCACUGAUCAAUUUUUCAAAAUCAACUUCUUCUUAAAUUUCGUUGUGGAUAUAAAAGGUUAAUUGAUAGUGUAAACAAGUCUUUAUAAUAUACCAUUACGACUAAAAUUCUCAUAAUUCUGUUCUCAUAGAUAAAUCGCGAGAAUGAAAGACUAAAACGUGAGAUCAAAGAUUUAGAAUCGAAAGUUACCGAACUUCAAACGAUGUUGAAGAAAAGCAAGUCUCUGGAACUGGAAAAAACCAGCCCUGUAACAGGUGUAUACAACACGGCAUUUCAGAAGAUAACCACUUCUGUCAAAGGCAACUCGCAAAAUAUGGAGGGACUCGACACGAAACUAAACCAAGCCCAAAACAAGAUCUCCACGCUGGAAGUCGAACUGGCCAACGAUCUUCGGAAGUUUUCGCUUCACCGAACUUCAUCCGACGCUCCACGAAGAUCUUUCUCGCCAAGCGACAGCCGACUGAGUCCUGGUUCCUACAACUUGCGUCGCCCGCGAUCAUACUCUAACUUUUCAGCGGAUGAACGCGAAAGCCCAAUGUCAAUCCCAAGAUCUGAUUCUUCGCCAAGUAUUAAUGGGGAUCUUAACUCCGGGAAGAAAUCCCGUAGCACACCAGAAAUUUCAAUAUCCCAACUGGAUGUUGAUGUGACCGAUUAUACACCGAAGACAUCCGAAGGUGAUCUUUCCCUGAUCCUGGGUGAUGGGAAAGAAUUUGAAGCAAGCGGUGAAAUAUCGAAUACUCCAGCCGAAAACCAAUUCAGCGAAGUCGAUCCGUUCUUGUCUACUAAAACAACAGCCUCUUCAACAGAAAACCUUUCUUCCUCCGAGCAAACUGUCGGAUAUUUCAAAAGCGAGACUGACCAAGAGUUUGCAAACGAAGCGAUGUCAUUUUUUGUCGAGGAAAUUUCGUUGGAAGGCGCUCAAGUCCAGGAAAUCGUUAGUGUCCAGGAAAUUGUGACGUCAUCGUCAGCUGCGGUUACGGAAAAUAAUGCGUCAUUAUCUAGUCCCAGCAUGCAACCAGGGUUGAACGGCGAAGAGGAAUUAAUUUACUUUUAGAAUUCGAACGUGUAGUUAAAUCCAGGACUCGAAAUCGAUAUUAGUAGCUAAUGUAGGCAAAGUGAUAAUUUACUAUUUUGAAAGCGUAGGAACAUUUUACGGGAGUAUUAGUAUUUUGUAUUUGUUAUUAUCUAAUAUACUAACAUUAAUAUAUUUAGUUCUUUGUAGGUUUGCAUGGCGAUAAAACUUAUAAUACUUUUUGUUUGUGGAAACACCAAGUAAAUUUAUUACUCAAAAAGUAUUAUAAUAAUAUAUUUACCAUGCAUUUCAUAUUAGAAAUACAUCCAAUUGAGCGUGCUAGCAACUUUUAUAUGUUAAUUUCUACUUUUAUUUCAUUUCAUAAUUUAUAUGUAUAAUUUAUAAUCUUCUAUGAUAAGG
Molecule: messenger RNA, 8274 nt
Organism: Paramuricea clavata
Lineage: Eukaryota; Metazoa; Cnidaria; Anthozoa; Malacalcyonacea; Plexauridae
Source: the annotation of a GenBank genome assembly